AUGACCGUCCCCAAGCUCACCUUCUACAACAGCAUUGCCUGCCCCUACGCCAACCGUGUCCAGAUCGCCCUCCACGAGACCCAGCAAGAACACGAGCUCGUCGACAUUGAUCUCAAGAUCCCUCGCCCCGAGUACUACCUCAAGGAAGUCAAUCCCUAUGGCGAGGUCCCUGCCCUCAAGACUGCCGAUGGCAAUAUCAUUCUCGAGUCGCUCGUCAUUGCCGAGUAUAUUGCGGACAGUAAUCUUGAUGCCAUCCUUUUGUCAAAGGACCCUCUCCAGCGCGCCCAAUCGCGCUACCUGAUCCAACACUGGACGAGCCGCACCCAACCCGCCAUUGCAAAAGCAAGCUUGGCCCUUGACUCGCCCGCCGAAGAAGCAAAAGCCCUCGACCUCGCAGAAGCCGAACUCGAAAAGAUCGAUGCCCUCCUGCGCAAGGUCAACAUCACCAAGGAGGGACCCUACUUCUUGGGCGCCCAAUUCUCAUAUGCAGAUUUGGCACUCGCCCCCUUUCUUGCCCGUGGGUACCUGUUGACGGCUUUCCAUGAAGAGUCGGUCCAGAAGGCCUGGGAUGAGCGUCUGAAGGCCAACAAGAAUGUCCAGCGGUUCUUGACUUGGCGCCAGGCUGUGGUCGAGAGACCUAGUGUCCUGAAGUCGACUCCUUCCAAGGAGGUUGUGCUGGAUGCUUACAGCACUAAGUUCCUCAAGAACAGACUCUAA
This is a messenger RNA of Linnemannia hyalina, 717 nucleotides long. NCBI's taxonomy places the organism in Eukaryota, Fungi, Mortierellomycota, Mortierellomycetes, Mortierellales, Mortierellaceae. The record is from the annotation of a GenBank genome assembly.